AAGAUUAUUUUGAAAUACCCUUAAAGUCAAGCCUAAUAAAUAUAAAAUGCUCUGAUUCACUGUUAUAUGAUUUAAAAACAACAAUUCAUUCUUGUUCACAACUAAAAGAAAAGUGUUUACUUUUGCCAAGUAAUUUUGGACCAGUUACUGUUUUUUACCUCUCGUACACAACGCAUAAUGUCUGAAAAAACGUAUAACUUCCUAAAAGAUUCCCAACUGGGCAGCAACAAUUUUUGCCUUUAACAAUGAUUCAGGAAUCUCAACCAGUAACCCGAUUUCAAAAGCAAACUACGCAAAUGACUCCAACUGACUGCUUCCUCUAAAUACGCUGACUUCGUUGGAAUCUUCGAUGAAGGCAGUGCUUUUAGGAAAACCGUAUAAUUUGGAAUCUAAAAUGGAUACCUGCGUCAAAGAAAUAAUUUGGCUAAAAAAUGAAAAUCAAGAACACAACAAAACUCAAACAAGGUUAUUAACAGAAAUUUUAAAUAUUAAGCGACUUCUUACUGAGAAGACCGCAACAAGUAAUCGUGAAACGGCAUUUCCAAAGACUCCUUUUGAAACAAAAGAAGAAUUCCUACAUUUCGAAGAUGAAAUUCAAAGAGAUGCGGAGAAGGUUAAAAUAAUUGAAAACGAAAUCUUUUUGAUUGGCAUCCCCGAGUGCGGAAAAUUUGUGAGAGCUGUUUGGAAACGUUUAGUCAUCGAUGAAGUUGCUUGCCAAAUAACAUGGAAAAAUGUUGAUAAUAAAAUUUCGCUUCAAAAUUUAGCCAUAACUGCUGCGUUUAAAGAAGCCUAUUGCAGAAAAUUUUCUAACGAGGCGGAUUUUAAGAAAUUUACAACAAAAUGGUUUCAAACUGCACGGGACCGUGUUAACCAUAAAGCAAAACAAAUCAAACUAUAAAUUCAUGAAUAGCAACGUGUUAGUAUACUGCGCAUUAGUAUACGUACAUAUUGUAUUAUACAACACACAGCAAGCACAUAUGUAGAUAAUAAAACUGUUUAUUGAAAAUAACUUUUUUA
Rhagoletis zephyria (snowberry fruit fly) is the source of this 1017-nucleotide messenger RNA. RefSeq lists its product as uncharacterized. The record is from RefSeq and is a predicted model, not a curated record. Lineage: Eukaryota; Metazoa; Arthropoda; Insecta; Diptera; Tephritidae.